AUUUAAUUCAUAACCACCCCGGCGUCCAGCUCUCUUGUCGGACCACAUGCAAAUGUUGUGCCAGCAUUGAGUCGGCGAAGCAAAAACAGAGAAACACGUAACUCCAAGUUUGAUACUUGAGCAAUGGCAUCAGCCAAGGAACCAGAGAAACAGAGCUCUACAGCGACUUCUACAGACCUUUGCCACCAUGGAAGCUGUCAUUGCGGGGCUGUACGCCUCUCCGCAAGGUUUCAGUCCCCGCUGUCGCAAUUGACUGUAAUCUCUUGCACUUGCAGCUAUUGUCACAUUGCAGGCAGCUUGCUGGCUUUCGCGGAUGAUAUGGAAAUUCAAGGAAGAGAAUCGCUUACGGAAUAUCGGUUCGCCACGCACACUAUACAGAUCUUUUUUUGUAGAAGCUGCGGGGCCAAUGUUUACAACAAAUCUGUCAAUCCAAAGUGGCAAUACGGUAAAUGUGCUAUAAAUAUACGCCUGUUGCAUGGGAUUGACUUGGAGGCUAUAGAACUGACGAAGGGCGAUGGUAAGAAUCUUCGUCUGCCGCCAUUAGAGGGAAAUCCUAUGUAGCCGUCAAGGCACACGCGCCAUAAUGCCACAUUCAUG
Molecule: messenger RNA, 597 nt
Organism: Aspergillus eucalypticola CBS 122712
Lineage: Eukaryota; Fungi; Ascomycota; Eurotiomycetes; Eurotiales; Aspergillaceae
Product: GFA family protein
Exons: 4
Coding region: 124-561 (145 amino acids)
Molecular function (GO): carbon-sulfur lyase activity
Source: RefSeq, a predicted model, not a curated record